CAUUAUGUCUUCUGCUAGUCAUUUAGACAGUGUCACAGACACCGAAUGGUUAGAAGAUCUCCUAAAAGAAGUUCAACUAGAACAGUUCCUAGAACGUAUACGAGAUGAUUUGCAAGUGUCACGCCUUGCCCAUUUCGAUUAUGUACAGCCGGAAGAUUUGGAACGUUGUGGUUUGGGUAAGCCGGCCAUAAGACGUCUGAUGGAGGCAGUCCGCAAGAAAAAGGCUCAACAAUGGCGUAAAAAUAUUCUCUCUAAAUUGAUUGGUGGCGGUAAACAACCCUCCUCGAAAAAGUCAUCAAAUACCAACAACAAAGAACAACAAAAUACUCAGCUAACCUGUCUGAUACACGAAAAGGACAUCACACUGCAUCAAAAAUUGGGUGAUGGAUCAUUUGGUGUGGUGCGUAAAGGUGAAUGGCUAACAGCUCCAAAUGGAAAAACCUUACCGGUUGCAGUUAAAGUCCUUAAGGCUGACAAUUUAACCCAACCCGGCAUCAUAGAGGAUUUCUUCCGUGAAGUCCAGGCUAUGCAUGCCUUGGACCAUUCAAAUUUGGUGCGUUUAUAUGGUGUGGUGCUAUCUCAACCCAUGAUGAUGAUUACGGAGUUGGCCGAAAGAGGUUCCCUGUUGGAUACCUUGCGUAAACAGUUGAAACACACCCCGCUCACCACAAUAUGGAAUUGGUCGGUACAAAUUGCCACUGGGAUGGCCUAUUUAGAACAAAAACGUUUUCUUCAUCGCGAUUUGGCUUGCCGUAAUGUCCUAUUGGCCUCGGGGAAUAAAAUUAAGAUUGGUGAUUUCGGGCUAAUGCGUGCUCUACCCCAGGAGGACGACUGCUAUGUUAUGUCAGAACAUAAAAAAGUUCCUUUCCCCUGGUGUGCUCCAGAAUCUUUAAGAUUUCGACAAUUUUCACAUGCCUCAGAUACCUGGAUGUUUGGUGUAACUCUAUGGGAAAUGUUUACAUUUGGUGAAGAUCCCUGGGUGGGUUUGAAUGGUUCACAAAUUUUACGUAAAAUUGAUAGGGAAGGAGAACGGUUACAUCAUCCCGAUGCCUGUCCACCAGAUGUCUAUGAAUUGAUGUUACAGUGUUGGGAUAAGACACCGGCUGAGAGGCCCACCUUUGCGGCCAUCAAAGAAUUUUUAGUUGGUGUCUCACCCCAGGUUGUCAAAGCAGCCAAAGCCUUUAACGAACCCAAUCGUUUGGCGAUUGAGGCCGGCGACAGCAUUGCCAUCAUUGAUGGCCGUCCCGAAUUAAAAUUGAUCAAAGGACAAAACCAAAGAACAUUUGAUAUUGGCAUUUUUCCACGUCACAUUUUGGAGAAGAGCAAGCCAACGAAUAGUGAUCUCAUACGUCAUAAUCACGAAAGCCUUCGUGCAACGGGUCAUUCAGGUUCCCCAUUUGGUUUUUGUUGGGGUGGUGCUGGUACCAUGGCUCCUACUGCAAGUGAAAUGCAUGCAGAGAGGGCUCGCAAAACCAACUCCUUGCAGGCACAUUCCAUGCAACAACUCCACCAUGCCAAAGAACGAAAGUCUGUGGUGAAUAAACAAUUUUCCUACAAUAAAUUGGUUAAUGAAAGGGCUGUGGAAAUGCAAAGAUAUCAACAGCAACAACAACAGCAGCAAGGCAACAAAAAAAAAGGACCACAAAGGCCUCCACCACCCCAACAACAGCAACAACAGGAGGGUUUGCUUAUUGACAUAUCACCGGAAUUUGGUGGUGUAGGGCCACCUCAACAGGGACCCCUAUUGCAUUUGGGUGAAAGUGCCUCAAUGCAUGUUGAUAGUUCGUUUUGUAUACUCGAUGCACCCAUAGAUGUACCCACAGAGGGAGACGGUGAAUAUUUGGAUAAUGACAAUACAUCUGUAAUGCCACAUACCCCAACAAUGCCUACGACACAAAUGCAAUCACAAACACAAUUUGAAUUUGCUGGUGCUUCCCCUUCACGUUUGCAUCCACCUCCAUAUCAAAUGCCACCCACCUAUUCAAAUACAUUGGAAUUUAGUCAGCAGCAACAACAACGUGGUAGCGAUCCAUUUGAUACAAGCAAAAUAAAUAUAAAUGGUACAUCCAGCAAUCAAAAUACUUCCCUGCAAAAUUCCAAUUCCAACUACAAUAGUCCAGCUGCACGAAAAAGUCUUUUCGGCGGCGGCGCUGUACCCAAUUCAACAUCAUCUUCCAACAUCUCCAUAACGGAGGAUUCAGCGUUGCAGAAAAAUCUAAGUACCCUUUCGCUGGAAAAACAAACGCAACAAACCACUGUGAAUGAUGCCCAAGUUGUUUUGGAUAAAAACUUCAUAGCCGAACUGGAAAAGGAUAUGUAUUCGAAUAAGGGACAUAAUGAUUUUGAACGUAACACAACACAAAUGUACGCGAACAAAGAAGCUGUCUAUGCCAAUAAACAAAAUUUAACACCAUUGAAAAAUUCCUCAAAUUCUCUUUCGAAUAAUUCAAGUCCCUCCUCGAACAAUGGUGCUUCGCCAAAAAUGCACAACACCGAUAGGCAGAAAAAUGCCACAGCUGCCAGUGGCGUCUCCAAUACGACGCAAAGUGUUGUUAAUCGCAUCUGGUAUGAACGUGUUGCCAAUCAAUCGGAGUAUUAUGCCCAACCCACAGCCGAGAAUAUAUAUUCCAAUCAGGGAAUUUAUCAAGCCACUCCUGCCGCCGCCAUCACCACAAGCACCAGCCAAGAAGCCAAUCAUGGUUUUGUGGCCGUUUCAAAUCGUGUUGUCCCGCCUAAAACAGCAAAUCAAAUCUAUGCCUCAUCAGCAUCCAUCUAUGGUAGUGUUACGGGUCCGGGUAUAUAUGACUCAGUCGCUCCCACACCUUCAACAUAUUAUGGACAAGUGCCUCUCAGUCAUAUGUCGGGCAAUGGACAAAUUUAUUCCAACGGUGGUGGUCAACCGGCAAUUUAUGAUGAAGUUGCAGGUGAUGAUUAUCUUAGACCACAUCGUCCGGCACCAUUGGCACCACCACAAUUAUCGGCCCAACAAAUUCAACGUCGUUUGGAAAAACUAAAACGACAACAAGAAGCCCAAAUGGAGGGUAGUAAUAAUCUGUAUGCCCCCAUACCAUCCGAAUACGAAAGGGAACAACAAAAACUGCAACAAAUGAUGCAAGAUCUUGGACCAAAUGCUCAGGAAAUUGAUGUACGCAAUGCAUUGCGUGCUGCAAGUGGUGAUACAACAUUGGCCAUACGGCAUUAUAAAAUUGAUCAGUUGUCAAGAUUGGGUGUUGCUAAUCGACCACUGUGUGAGCAAGCAUUGCAGAAAACCGGCUGGAGUUUGGAAUUGGCGGCAGCUGUUUUAUUGGAAUCUACAUCGUAA
This is a messenger RNA of Musca vetustissima, 3322 nucleotides long. RefSeq names its product activated Cdc42 kinase Ack-like. NCBI's taxonomy places the organism in Eukaryota, Metazoa, Arthropoda, Insecta, Diptera, Muscidae. The record is from RefSeq and is a predicted model, not a curated record. Bases 5 to 3322 code for a protein of 1105 amino acids. The transcript has 7 exons. Gene Ontology annotation, biological process: protein phosphorylation. Gene Ontology annotation, molecular function: ATP binding; protein tyrosine kinase activity.